Messenger RNA from Silurus meridionalis, 5033 nucleotides. RefSeq names its product bromodomain containing 1a (gene brd1a). The coding region runs from base 331 to 3810 and encodes 1159 amino acids. The record is from RefSeq and is a predicted model, not a curated record. The transcript is spliced from 13 exons. Gene Ontology annotation, cellular component: MOZ/MORF histone acetyltransferase complex. Gene Ontology annotation, biological process: regulation of transcription by RNA polymerase II. NCBI's taxonomy places the organism in Eukaryota, Metazoa, Chordata, Actinopteri, Siluriformes, Siluridae. Gene Ontology annotation, molecular function: protein binding.
CCCGUCCGCAUUGUUGUGGGGAGGAAGGCGAAGCUUGUAGCAGCUCCGCGUUAACAGGGAGGAGGACGGCGCUGUUUUAAUGGAUGCCUUUUAAACCUGGUUUUCGGCCAUUUUAAACGGUUCGGAAAGCGUACGCUUGGAGGGCAUCGUGGAUACCUAUCGUUGUAAUUUGGAUUUUGUUAACAGGAAGCUCGACCCGCACAUUUUGGAUGAGAACAUUGUGUGCGGAAUCAGAGCCGCCGAGCAGGCCGUAUCGCCAUUGCUUUCAGCAGCCGCUGCCUCUGUCUCCAGCUCAAAGCAUAGGGCCUUCCAGGUUUUUGAGGCUCCGCGAUGGGGAAGAAAGCACGGAACAACAGGCUUCCCGCACUGCAGCGGGCACCCUCUCCCAUCAAACCGUCACCGAACAGGGAGACCCUGACGUACGCGCAAGCCCAACGCAUUGUGGAGCUGGAGGAUGACGGCCGUGUGCACCGGAUAAGCAUCUUCGAUAAGCUCGAUGUCAUCGCCGACGACGACCCCGUGGCCCAGGAGAUCAUGGAAUGCACCAGCAAUAAGGAGAACACAGAAAAACCUCAGCAGGCUCCGUUGCGGUCGGCACGCCUCAAGAACAACCGCCUGAAAAAGAACGCCUCGGUAAACACGCAAGGGGCUCAGGCAUCAUCCUGUACCCUACCCGAACCCAAGUUCCGCAUCGUGGAGUAUAACCUUCCAGCCGUGCCACGAAGACCUCAGGCGUAUUACAGGUACGAAGAAAAAACCCCAGAGGAGCUAGACGAAGAAGUGGAAUAUGACAUGGAUGAGGAGGAUUACGCCUGGCUGGAGCUGGUCAAUGAAAAGAGACGAAGUGAGGGCUUCAGCCAGGUCUCUCCCAACGUCUUUGAGUUUCUUGUGGACCGCUUUGAGAAGGAGUCAUUCUUAGAGAGCCAGGGCCAGCAGGAUCCACAUUCACUGGUGGACGAGGACGCUGUUUGCUGUAUCUGCAUGGAUGGAGAAUGUCAGGAUAGCAACGCUAUCCUUUUCUGCGACAUGUGCAAUCUCGCAGUUCACCAGGAGUGUUACGGAGUUCCCUACAUCCCUGAGGGCCAGUGGCUUUGCCGCCACUGCCUGCAGUCUCCCACGCAACCUGCUGAUUGCAUCCUGUGUCCCAACAAGGGCGGUGCCGUCAAGAAGACUGAGGAUGAUCGCUGGGGGCAUGUAGUCUGUGCUCUUUGGGUACCCGAGGUCGGUUUCUCGAACACGGUCUUUAUCGAGCCCAUCGAUGGCGUAGCCAACAUUCCAUCCGCCCGAUGGAAACUCACCUGCUACCUCUGUAAGGAGAAAGGCGUCGGCGCCUGCAUCCAGUGCCACAAGGCCAACUGCUACACGGCCUUCCAUGUUAGCUGCGCACAGAAAGCUGGCCUUUUCUUAAAGAUGGAGCCUAUUAAAGAGACUAACGAUUCGGGUGACCCUACCUUCACUGUGAAGAAGACGGCCUACUGCGGAGCUCACACACCUAACGGGUGCAUCAAAAGGCCCCUCGCUAUAUAUGACGACCCCAAAACCAAAAACAGUCUUUGUCGGACACAGAAGAAGAAAGCGAGUCUAACGAAAAAACAGAAGAACAAAAAGAACAAAAAGAGUGCAGACUCUGUAGUAGCAGUCCCAGCUAUGCCUGUUUCCAGUUUUCCUCCUCACAGGUUGGACUCAAUCCUCAGUCAAGUUUCCCUCCAGAGAAAGAAGGCAUUUGUCGAGCUGGUUUUAAACUACUGGACCCUGAAGAGACAAUCACGGAACGGGCUGCCACUGAUCAGACGACUGCACUCUUGCCUACAGUCCCAGAAAACUUCUCAACCCAAGCACAGUGAGGAGGAGAGCCGGGCACUGAAGGAGCAGCUGAAGGAGUGGCAGCGUUUGAGGCAUGACCUAGAGAGAGCCAGGCUAUUGCUGGAGCUUAUCAGGAAGAGAGAGAAGCUCAAGAGGGAGGAGAUGAAACUUCAGCAGUCAAUUUUAGAAAUGCAGCUCUCUCCAUUAAACAUUUUGCUGAGGGCAGUGUUGGACCAGCUGCAGGAAAAAGACCAGGCCAAGAUCUUUUCACAGCCAGUUAGCAUCGAGGAGGUACCUGAUUACCUGGACCACAUUAAGCACCCCAUGGAUUUCUCCACCAUGAGACAACGUAUAGAUACACAGGCGUACAGUAAUCUGGACGACUUCGAGGCCGAUUUCGAUCUCAUCAUCGCAAACUGCAUGAAAUACAAUGCCAAGGACACAUAUUUUUACCGCGCGGCUGCCAGACUUCGGGAUCAGGGAGGAGUUUUGCUCCGGAAGGCGCGUCGCCACGUUGAACGCGUCGGCUUCGAGCCAGGCACAGGCAUGCACACGUGUGAACAACCCAAGGUCGAGGCACCUUCUCAGUUCUCCUGGGAAGACGUGGACCGGUUGCUGGUUUCAGCCAACAGGAAGCACAUGUCUCUUGAGGAGCAGCUAAAGGAGCUUCUUGAGAAGCUGGACUUGACCACAGCGAUGAAGACGAGUCCUUCACGCAGUAAACGUCUGAAGCUGCUGAAGAAGGCUAUCGGUGACGUGAGAAUGGAAAUGAGUCUGAGGAAAACGUUGCCUCGCUCAUCCGAACAUGCAAGACCCGCAGAGGAGCCAGCAUCAGAGGACAGCCCAGCUGAGGAAGGAGACAAAUCGGCCCCUCCAAAGCUGGAGCCAUCAGAUUCUCAGCCCCCUGUCAUCCAAUCAGACGGCCCUUCAGAGCCGCCCACGCUGAACCCCAUCGAGCCCCAACAGCGGCCAGGAAAGCCUGAGCACACAGAGACACUGAACGGUCUUUCUCGGGAUCGGUUACUGAUGGACAAUGCUGAUGUCAGUGUGGUGGCCAUGUCCACCGUUGCUGAGCGCUCUGCUCCAGUAAACAGGCGCACGUCAGUGCUUUUCCGUAAGUCCAAAAGCACAAGCCCGCAGAAGGCUACGGGAGGAGAUGAAGCCCAAAUAGGUGCCAAGACCAUCCUGUCGGUAGUGAUCCCACGCCUGGAGACGCUGCUUCACACCAGGAAGAGGACACGAAGUGCAAGCCGGGGAAGCGAAGGCGAAGAGGAGAUAUCUACCAAGCGUCCUGGUCUGUCGAAUGGUUUUGUUCUGGAGGGAAAGAAGGCAUCGAAUCCCAGCAGACAGCAGGGGCCUCGUCGCAGAUGUGCUUCAGAAUCCAGCAUUUCCUCUAGCAGCAGUCUGCUGGGCAACACUAGCAGCUUCCCUUUAGGUUUCCCCAAGUGUGGAAAGGGGAAGCCGGCUCUCGUGCGCAGGAACACGGUGGACGACAAAAGUGAGCUCAUCGCUUGCAUCGAGACUGGGAACUUCGCCAAAGCUGCUAGACUCGCUGCUGAAGUUGGGAGCAGCAAUUUGUGGAUGCCUGCUAAUGCUUCAACAGUUGUUCUGGAACCUCUAAAACUAGUUUGGGCAAAAUGUAGCGGAUAUCCGUCCUACCCUGCCUUGAUAAUCGACCCGCACAUGCCUCGGGUGGGCUGCAAUCACAACGGGGUGUCCAUACCAAUCCCGCCACUGGACGUGCUCCGCAUCGGAGAGCAAAUGCAGUACAAGUCCGAAGAGAAGCUCUACCUUGUCCUUUUCUUCGACAACAAACGCAGCUGGCAAUGGCUUCCUAAAUCCAAAAUGGUUCCUCUCGGCGCCGACAAAACCAUCGACAAGAUCAAAAUGAUGGAAGGCCGCACCUCAGCAAUCCGCAAAGCCGUUCAGAUCGCGUUCACGCGGGCCAUGAACCACCUAAGCCGAGUGCAGGACGAGCCGGGCAGCGAUCUCAGCGACAUCGACUAACAGCAGAGACCGCACAGCACAUGGGUGGACUGUAAAGCCCUAGUAUUCUCCAUGCUUUGCUCAGAUCUUCAGUUGUCUGCUGCCAAAGCUGUUUUCCUUCCACCUCGUGAUGAGGAAUUCGCUCUGGCGACUGCUGCUUCGAUGACUGUGUGCGCAAACGCAUUCGAUUGUCUUCUCCUUCACUGUGCCGGGCGCUUGCUGCCACCCUCACUGCCACUCACGUCCUUCAUUUCCACCCGAAGUUCUCAUUUCCACUCACAAAAGUGUUCAUAUGUUGUACAAACUUUGUAAAUAACUGUAAAUGGCUUCAUUCUAACUUAUUCUGUAGAGUUGCCGCACUGGGUACUGUACAUUUUUAGUUCCUUGUUUUUGUAGUAUUUAUAUAUAAUUUUUCUUUUGGUGAAUUACCUUUUAGCAUCUCAGCGUCUUCCUCACUGAUGCAGAAAAAAAGUUCAAGCAGGAAAAGGGGCGCUUGAUCAGGGCUUAAAAAAUAAUGUGAGAAUAUUGUUUGUUUUGUUUUUUUUUCUCUCUUUUUUUAUCAUUUAAAUUAUUGAGGUUUAUAUGCAUAAACUUCUUUUUUUGGUAUUAUGUCUUUUGUACCCAAUAAUGUUUUUUAUAACAGUUUUAGCCUAUUUUGUUGUGAUAUAUUUAUAUAAGUAAAUAUAUAUCUGUAUUCUUUAGAUGCUCACACAAAUUACUGUUGUUAUGGAAACUGAAAGCGUGUUGUUCUCAUGAAACCAAAAGAAAAGAAAAUGCUGCCCAGACAUAUAUUUUUUUUAAUUGUUUUUUUUUUUUACAUUUUUUUGUUUUGUUUGUGUUUGUUUGAAAGGUUUGUCUACACUGUAAUGUUUUUUUUUUUUUUUUUUUUUGUGUUAUGUAUUGAUUGUGUAUUCGGGACCUUCAAAAUGAUACCGGUGAAGGAUGUGGUCAUGUUAAAUUAUUCGGGGGGAGGGGGAUGAAAUAAAAACGAGAAAAAUCACUUUCAGUUGGCACAUUCCAUUAGCUGUCUAAUGAUAGCCUUUAUAUAAUACUGUUAGAUCAGACUAAACUGAAAUCAUUCAUUGCAGUCAUUUAGCUGUUCUCUGGGUAGCAAAGGGAAGAUAUGAGGGUUGGAUACUUUUUAUACUUUUUUUUUUUUAUUGGAAAACUGAAUGGUUACUUGGAUUUGCUUUUUUAUUUUGGUUUGUUUUAUAGAUAAUAAAACAAUGACUAAACCAACUAAA